CCCUGAUUUGCUUCUUGCACUUGGGGAUUCCGUCACAGAUACCCCUGAGUGGGGAGACGAUAUUUUGCAAGAUAUAUCUCAGCGAUGGGAGCCCAUUUUUAAAACGGGUCUUGCAAAGGAGAUCAAAGAAGACCUUUUAAAGAAAUAUCUUUUUCCUAAAAACGUUCCCCUGUCAAAGCCUCCAGUGCUAAACCCCGAGGUGUCUGCCAUGCUAACCGAAGCGUGCCGGAGCAGAGAUGCCCGCGUUUCCUCCAAGCAGAAUCAAAUAGGUCGCGCUAUCGCAGCCUUAGGAAAAGCUAUGUCCGGCAUACUGACAAAGUCUAUGAAGGGAUCGGAGGUAGUUAAAAUACUUAACGACGCCGGUAAACUUCUCGCAGACUCUCACUUCUUAGAGACAGACACACGGCGGUCUCUAAUUAUGCCGUUAUUAGAUAAAUCAUAUGUCGUCUUGUUCAAAGAGCGGCAACGCGAUACUUUCCUUUUCGGAGAGAACUUGGGGGAAUUCAUAAAGUCAUCAAGAGGAAUAAAGAAGACAGGAGAGUUGAUCGCGCCUACGGCGCCCUCUACGACAACCACAAAUUUAAACUGGACGGGCCCGCCGCGCCAGCAACGCGUCAACCGACCGCCAGUACAACGCGGCGGCGGGCAGCGAGCACCGAGGGCGGCCCCGCCGCCACCGCCGCGGCCGCGCCGAGCGCCGGCCCCUCCCCCGCCCGCCCCGCGCCGAGCGCCGCCCGCACCCAGCCGACGGCCGGCGCCGCGGUCCAGGUCCCCAUACCGGCGUGCGACGUAGAAGUACAGGCAGGCAAAUUCAUCCCUUACACCACCAGCUUUCCCUGGCUGUGACUAUAUUGUCAGGCAAGCGUUCCUGAGAAGACAAGUUCCUCAUUCGGCCGUACAAGUGAUGGUAUCAUCCUUAUCAAAAA
Molecule: messenger RNA, 926 nt
Organism: Cydia amplana
Lineage: Eukaryota; Metazoa; Arthropoda; Insecta; Lepidoptera; Tortricidae
Product: leiomodin-2-like
Exons: 2
Coding region: 209-793 (194 amino acids)
Source: RefSeq, a predicted model, not a curated record